This is a messenger RNA of Meloidogyne enterolobii, 201 nucleotides long. The record is from the annotation of a GenBank genome assembly. NCBI's taxonomy places the organism in Eukaryota, Metazoa, Nematoda, Chromadorea, Rhabditida, Meloidogynidae.
AUGGCGAGCUAUCCACCAUUUUAUGGAUUUGUCGUUUUUGAUCGAAAUGAGGAUGCACAGAGAGCUUUGAGAGACAUGUCGACAGGUUAUAUUAAGGAUUGCAGAGUUCGUACAACCGUGGCGCUACCACGUUAUGGAGGAUCCGCUGGAAGAGUCAAGUCGUUUGCCUCCACCGCCUGGUCGAGGUCGUCGCAACUUUGA